Coniosporium apollinis CBS 100218 is the source of this 348-nucleotide messenger RNA. RefSeq lists its product as uncharacterized. The record is from RefSeq and is a predicted model, not a curated record. The transcript has a single exon. The coding region runs from base 1 to 348 and encodes 115 amino acids. Gene Ontology annotation, biological process: regulation of transcription by RNA polymerase II. NCBI's taxonomy places the organism in Eukaryota, Fungi, Ascomycota, Dothideomycetes. Gene Ontology annotation, molecular function: protein dimerization activity; DNA-binding transcription factor activity, RNA polymerase II-specific; RNA polymerase II cis-regulatory region sequence-specific DNA binding.
AUGUCUACCUCCACCCGCCAACCCGCCGCCAACCCCCCCGAAAAGCCUCGCCUGACCGAAGAAGAGAAGAAAUCAAACCACAUCGCCUCCGAGCAGAAGCGGCGUGAAGCAAUUCGGCUAGGCUUCGACCGCCUCGCCAGCCUGGUGCCCGGCAUGGAAGGCCAAGGCCGCAGCGAAGCCAACGUCCUCGAGCGGACGAUUCUGUACAUGGAGGAGCUGAUCCGCGAGCGGGACGCGCUGGUCGAGCGCGCGAGAGAGAAGGGGCUGGAUACGGCGAAAUGGGAGCUGCCGGAUAGCGUGACGAGGGUGCCAUUUGCGCCGGAGGGCGCGGGGGAGCUGCCGGACUGA